UAAGGACUCGAGAGAAGUUUCAACUGAGCCUACAUCGGUGGCAGCGGUCAAAGUCAGACCUGCUGACCUGGGGCUGAUCCGAAGCUUGUCCAAGUCGGACUCUGACUUGUUGGCGUCACCUCUCGGAGGAGAGGAGGAUGGAGGUUUGGCUGUCCGCAGUGGGUCCGUGUCUAACUGCAGCUCUGGGCAGCCGUCCAUGGAGCGCAUGCCUUCUUUUGCCUCUGAGUGGGAUGAGAUUGAGAAGAUAAUGAACUUGAUUGGAGCAGGCAUUGAAACAUCCAAAGAGAAACGGCCCACACCAAGCUCAGAUGGGGCCUGUGGUAAAGCCCUGGACCAGCCGGUCGGAGAGUGGCUGGAGCAAGUGGGGCUGCCGCAGUACGAGAGCAAGUUCCUGCUCAAUGGCUUCGACGACCUACGAUUCAUGGGAGGUAACGUGAUGGAGGACCAGGAUCUCAGAGACAUUGGGAUCACUGACCCAGGACACAGAAAGAAAAUCCUCCAUGCGGCACGCAGCUUGCCCAAGGUAAAAGCACUGGGCUGUGAUGGCAGCACGUCUCUUGUGUCCUGGCUGGACGGCCUCGGCCUGCAUGAAUAUCUGCCCAACUUUCUUUCGAGUGGCUACCGAACACUGGAGUGUGUCAAGAACCUGUGGGAGCUGGAGAUAGUCAAUGUUAUUAAGAUCGGUGCCCUGGGCCACAGGAAGAGGAUCAUUGCCUCUCUAGCAGAGAGACCCUAUGAAGAGGCUCCGACAAAGUCCCGACGUCUGUCCCCAAUUAUGUUCCAUGACCUCCUGUCCCAGACCACGUCUCCCCUCAGUCAGAUGGACCCCUACACCAGUCGCUCCAUGGACAUGCUCCUGCCUUUGACUGAGUCGGACAGAAGGCGGAGAGCAGUUGACCAAGACUGUAGCGUUUCUCUGCGUUCGUACAGUGAGAGGCCGCGCUCUGUAGAAAGACAGAGUGAACGACACAAAGACUCUCGUUUGAACCUCCGGCCGCCGAGCCAGUCUGCUACCUACGCCACGGUGUCCACCUGGCAUCACCAGCCUGAGAAGCUCAUCCUGGACUCCUGCGGGUACGAGGCAACCUACCUAGGAUCAAUGAUAAUCAAGGAUCUACGAGGGAUCGAGUCCACGCAAGAAGCCUGUGCUAAAAUUAGGAAAUCAAAGGAUUCAAGAAAGGGUCCAGUUGUCAUACUGUCCAUCACAUAUAGAGGGGUGAAGUUCAUUGAUGCAGCCACAAAGACUAUAGUAGCAGAGCAUGAGAUCAGGAACAUUUCGUGCGCCGCCCAAGACCCAGAUGACCUCUGCACUUUUGCUUACAUUACCAAGGAUCUGAAGAGUGGACACCACUUCUGUCACGUCUUCAGCACCGUGGAAGUGACGCAGACAUACGAGAUAAUCCUAACACUGGGACAGGCGUUUGAGGUGGCCUAUCAGAUGGCGAUGCAGUCGAGAGCGAGACACUACGUCCCACCUACAUCUCUGACCUCAGAGGUCGUAGAGACCAAAACCAGCCGUCCCGUAUCUCAGUCGUGGAGCAGCAUGCGGAGAUCAGCAGUCCUCCUGCCUCCCAGGGUGCCCCUCCGCUCGAAUGCCGCUGCUGUCACUGUCACACGUGUACUACCCACCGUCCUUCCUUCCUCCCGUUGCACUCCGUUAGCCCUGGAGUCCAGAUCGACCCCCUGGAGAUGGACGCAGACAUGCACUCCCUGGGCAGCAGCACCUGGCUCUUGGACCAGCGGGACUCCCACAGGCGCCCCGUCAGCACCAAGUACGAGACCACCAUAUUCUGAGGCCGGAUCCCUACAGCCGCCCCUCUGCACCCCCUCGUACUUUCCUCUCCCCCUGCAUCCGGUUCUUUAUUUAACUCUCUCUCACACACACAUUUAUACAUGCGAGCCCCGUGCCUUCUCACUGUGAUGGUAUAGCAUCCCUCAGGGCGGCCUACUCCUGCACCCUCCUUUGCCCUGCCCAGCGACCCACACCAACCUCUUUUUACCUGCCAUGACAAACACUCCUGCGGCUCUCCCGUGCCUCCCCAACACCCCCUGGCAGCCUCCCUCGCCUGUUGCUGCUGCAGCCAAUGGCGGAGCCCUGGAACGGAUGAUCCUGGACCGAUCUCAUUUUACAGUGGCCCUGCUCUCUCAACCAAACUGCCUCUUCCUCCUCAUCCUCCUCCUCCUGACAACUUGCAUCUGCCUUCAAAUCCCCGAUAGCUCCCAGAGCCUGUCCUGUCUUACCAGGCGUCUACCACUGUGAGGCACUAUGAGGAGGCUGCCUUGCUAAAGCACGGGACGGACAAGACGGACAAUUAAAUCAAUGAAAAGACAAAACCGCAAGAUGCAGCAAACAACCUGUUUUUGUUUUCUACGCAUUUGUACAAUACUCAUAACAACACGAUGGAUUGGUCAUGAAUCUAUCACUGAUGAUGUCUGAACUCAAACGGACCAAGAACUGAACCCUCGUACACACACACAAACACACACACACACACACACACACACACACACACACACACACACACACACACACACAGGAGGACAACUUUCCCACACUUUACCGAGGACAACAGCCUUACGUCAUUUCGAUGAUCUAUAAUCAACUGAAGCCCCCACCUUCCCCCGAGCUCCCUGAGUACCACCACCCAACAACUGCACGCCCCCCCCUGCUUCUAAAAGACAAAAAAAGAAAAGACAACACUUCUUACUUCCUGGUGUGUUUAACUGACUGACUGGGACGACGUUGUUCUUAUGAUGGUACAGUUUUGCCCCAAUGAGAGUCUUUGCUCUGGCCUUUCGACUGCCCCCACCUGCAGUCUCUCAGCAUUCAUGGUAGCACUGAGAGACUGCAAAAUCACAGCAUCUCAAUUAAAGAAAAACUAAUAACACUGUGUUAAAACGCGGCACUAUCCCCUUUAAUACCUUCUUUUCUUUUCUUACGGUGCAACUAGGACAUCAGUGCAUUUUGUGAUACUUUUUGAUAGAUCGCGGCUGAAAUACUUUAGAAAAGAGUGAUUUAAAUAAGGGAUCAUGAAGGAUCCCAACAGUGACACAAACGCAGACAAAAAGCAAAGAGAAUAUUACCAAAAACAAAAACACACAAGCAUAUUGAGUGUACUGACGUUAAAUCUCACACGUUUGUUAAUCCAAACAAAAAAACAUCCUCCAACACGAUUCCCAUUUGUAUAUUAAUGAGCCUGGAGCACAAUUUGGCGCACAUUUCCCAACAUGGCAUCUUAUUAUCAUGAUUACAUGGGUGGCUAUCCAUGCUGUUUCACACCAAUUUAGAAUUAGGUACAGUACACGCAAAGUAUGUCACUUGAAAAUAAACUGCAGUGAAAAGAUUUAAUUCCACUACAUUAAAAGAGCCAAAUCUUAAGUGUUGCUCUGGUGUCGUGUUAAUGCGAAUGGAUUUGUUAUGCUGAGAACAUGACACACUUUUUUUGUUGUUUUUUUUUAAAGAAGAAUUUCCCUCCUGCACUGUGACUCAAAAAAUGCUCCUCGUCGUGGAGUCGACACGCAUCUGUGGGUCCUCCCCUGUGUGCACUACCUGCUGUGCGUGCUGUAUGCCUUGUCUCUGUCUGUCCUCAUGGGAGUUUGGACUGCUGCUGUUUACAUCAUUGUCCACUGUCCUUGUUUCUGUGUGCUGCAGGAGAUGUGAGGCAUUGAGCUCCUCUCCAGAAGAUAGUGUGUCUGACUGUUACGAUGGUUUGUGUGCGGUACCGUGGCUGCGUCAUUGCCACUCUGUUCUGACUGUUAGCUUCCACUGACGAUGCAUGUUGGCAGUGUUUCUUUGUGUUUUUGAUGCACUUGGCCUGAGCAGUCUCUGUAUGUACUGUAGCAGUGUCUCGUCUCUUCUCACUCAUCUCAUCUUGCUUUUUGUGUUCCCUCCUCUCUUCGUUACACGACACCAAUACAGCGAUUCAUCCUCAUCCCUCCCCAUGUUCCCAUUGUCGUCAUCACUCCCAACAUUUUGUCACGUAUGUUUCUUCCAUUUUGUGUGUCACCAAGACAACCUGCUCUAGUAUGGAUGCAUAAUAUAAAAAAGCAUUACACUUUAAUGAGCAGAAGCUAUUUAAAGCAAGUUUUGGUGGCAUGAUUUGGCUGUGCAUGUACCAGUCUUUUUUAACAUUGGUGUUUUCCUUGUGUAGCUCACCCCAGCGUUCAAGUUUCCGGAUACCAAGCUGUGAGUUGAAGGGGAGCAGCCGAUGUGAGUGUGUGUGUUGUUGUUAGCGGGCAGAGCAGAGGGAAAAGAGGUAGAGAGAGAGAGAGAGAGAGAAUGAAAAUGAGAGGUAAGCAUUAUGCAACGUGCAGGGCCAACCAGCACUACUCUGACAUUUAGAUCUCACUCUGUAUAUCCCCUGCUCCUCCACUGCCCCCAAUAUGAAUCCCAACACACAGACGAAAGGUAACCUGUCCCUCAUCACUGGCUACACAGGACCUGUGUAUCACUCCCGUCUCGAGUAGGAGGUGAUUAGAAAGGGUCAAGUCUAUUUCCUGGCCUCCAUGUGACUUUCUGGUCUCGUCAUGUAGGUACUGUUAUAUUUAGAGCACUGUAGAGCAUUAAUGAUAUAAACCAGGAAUGAUCUAUUGAUUCAGGUCUAUUGGAGGUAGAAACUGGGAGUUACGAAGGAUAAACAGAAAUGUAACAACUUGUAGAGAAGAAAAAGAAACUGUACCAGCAUACAAUGCUUUGCCCAUGUUCGUGGACAGAGUAUGGUUUGUCAAUGAAAAUGUGAUACUGUUUCAAAUUUCAAAGCAAUAUUAUAUUAAUGAAAAAUUAAAUAAUACAAUGACAAAAGAAUCCCUCUCAAGUCUGUUGUCAGCUUUGAUUUAAGGUUAAAAAGUAAAACACAGAGAGAAACAUCACCAGCUGUGGAAAAUUUAAAGUGACAACAUAUACAAACAAGGUUGGUUAUUAUUAUACUUCUAGUGUUUCCCCUGCUGUAAAGAUUAGUGGAUGGUGACCAGUCUGUGUUAUAUUCAAGUCACAGAGCGAAGCAUCUGAUUUGUGGCCAGUUCUUAAAAAUCAUUAUUUCUGUGUUAAAAGUAUUUCCAGAAUCCUUAAUCCACAAUGUGAAUCAAGGCGACGGCCGGCUUCAUUUGAUUGCCUGUAAUUGCGACGUGUUCCCUUUAAGCAUGCGUCAUCAAUGAAACAUCGAUCAAAUGUGAAGCCUCAGUUUACACUUUUUAGAUCUUGUUCGUUCUUAAUUAUGUUAUUAACACGGAUCUCUGUCGUUAAACUGCUUUAUUCAGUGUUUUUAUUGGUUUUAACGACCUAGUCUGUUUGUUUUGGACCUCAGCUGAUAAUUCUGCUCAUGGUAAAUGAAUCCAAACCGGGAGAAGCUGCGACAAACUCCCAUGAUCCCACGCUACUUCACAACAUCACCAAACUCCGUCUUCUUCUUGUUGUUUUAAUUGAGGGACUCCUCGCGGCAGAACAUUACAUAUUGUGCAUUUAAAUAAAAAAAGAUUUUCAACCAAAUAUCCAAGUUGUGACUAAACCAAACAAAUGGAAGCAAGAAGUGACACUUCAUGAUACUUGAUUGAUUUGUACGACACAAAGUUUUAUAUCAGUUAUAUUUGUUUAUAAUAAUGUUUAUUUGCAUUCUAUUAUAUUUAUAUAUACAGUCUUGUGCCGUACCAUAUAAUACUUCAAGCUACCUGGAUUAGUUAAUCACGUUGCAGUUUAAAUAAAAUCUAUUUUAUGGGUUUUCAAAAUAUUGUCAGGAAUGUUAUGUUUGAGAAAAUGCUUCCCUCUGUGACUUGUGCAAGUUCCUGCUCGGCACUGUUAAAGGACCACUGCCACUUUGGUUUUAUGUUUUGACUUGUUUUAAGAACCCCUUAUGCUAACCAUUCUGAAAAAUGAUACUAUAACCUUUUAGACAUUUGUAUGCAUUGAUGUAUUUAUUUUCGUACGAUAUGGAAAUCUGCUGACUAGCUUGAAAGACUCACAAACUAAAGAUGACAUGUUCUCAAGAGAGUAAUCUGAAGCGCUGUUUAAGCUUCCAGUUUCUUUGCUUUUGUGUUAAGCUUAGCCUGUUACAAGUGUAUCCAGUAAUGAUUUACCCAGAAUAUUGUUUAACAUUUCUGAACAGAAUUCUGAUACCUAGUGAAGUGCAUCGUG
Messenger RNA from Cottoperca gobio, 6127 nucleotides. It is a transcript of the gene anks1ab, whose product is annotated as ankyrin repeat and sterile alpha motif domain containing 1Ab. The coding region runs from base 197 to 1921 and encodes 574 amino acids. NCBI's taxonomy places the organism in Eukaryota, Metazoa, Chordata, Actinopteri, Perciformes, Bovichtidae. Gene Ontology annotation, cellular component: cytosol. The record is from RefSeq and is a predicted model, not a curated record. Gene Ontology annotation, molecular function: ephrin receptor binding. The transcript has 15 exons. Gene Ontology annotation, biological process: ephrin receptor signaling pathway.